CGUGCAAAUAUUUUUUGCAUGCAGGCUAUUGAUAAAUUCGUGGGCACCAUCCAGUUCAUUUACAAAUAAUAAUAACAAUCAAACAAUCCCUGAUUUAUCUGCUAAAAUACGCACAAGCGUGCGAAAGUGUUGGCCUUGCAUACGCGAUUCUUAGGUGGUGCAGAAGGAGAGAGAGACGGGCCAUCCACGAAAAAUUUAUUCGGUCGUGUUGCGUGCAAAGUGAUGAGAAAUUGUUGAAAACGAAUGCCAAUAAAACAAAAAGUGCAUUGCAAGAAAAUAUAAAACGUAAUUAAACAUAUAAUCGACAUAAUCAACAAAAGCGCUGUGGAAAGCGUAUAUAUCUGACUACUCUGGAUAAGCCUAUGAAUUAAACGUGUAGGUGCGAUAAUGUCAGCAUAUAAUACGAAUUAUGCGCCACCUGCGCCGAAUGGUAACCAAAAUAACUUGGUUAAUGGUCUCCCUGGAGCACCUCCACCUGCCAUACAGUUGGAUCAGCAACAGCAAGCUUAUCAUCAGCAGCAACAACAACAUCAGCACUACCUUCAGCAGCAACAAUUGCUGCAACAGAAACAGCAAUUUCAGCAACAACAGCCAGGAAGUCCUGAAAAUGCGUUCGCAGGGGCUCCGCUACAUCCUCCGCCGCAAUUCAACAGCAACAUUGUGAAUAAAUUUCUGCCACCAACAUCAAGCACAGCGGCUCAGUUACCACCGCAUAGUUUAGCGGCCACACCGCCUGCAUUAAUCAAUGGACCGCACUUUCGAACUGCCCAGGGUGUGCAGAGCCCACUCAGCACUUUGCCCCCACACUUGCGACAGCCUCCCACACUCAAUGGGCCCGGGCAGCAGAUCGUUACAAAUGGAAGCAAUGGUGUACCAAGCAGCAACUCCUCGCGUACUGCAUCGCCUGGCUUGCUAACUAGCUGCGCAACGCCACCUGCACCACCCCCGAAACCAAUCUACACUGGUGUAACACUUACACAGCAACAACAGCCGCUGCAGUCACCACCGCAGCAACAAGCGGUUGAUUCUCAUAGUUAUGUGCCCACUUUGACUAGCAAUCUACAAAAUUUGAAUCUUGGUGGUAUUAAUGGCAUGCCUGCGACACCUCCACCAGCAUCAUCAGCAGCACCACCACCAACAACAACUUCUACAGUACCACCAAAAGCAGCUCAGUCCAACAUACAAAGGGGACCUGUAAAUAUUUCUGACUACCGAGGUGUGUCCGUUGUUCCUGCCCAACUCGACACCAGCGGCGCCCAAACCCUUCUAGCCGCCAGUGGGCUGCAGGGUCAUAACCCAGUGCCUAACAUGUUUGCCGCAUCCACGCCAGUCAACAAAAAUCCAGCAAAUAUUUUCGGCGGCGUAGCGGGUCUUCCUAAGAUAAAAAGUCCAACUGUGGGUGGCAGAACACCGUACGGCGCUCCGCAACAGCAAGCUAUGGGAAUAGGUCAGCCACCAAAUAAUAGCUCACUGCAAGAGCCAAUAAAACAGCCACAGGCAACUAGUGCAGGUGUGGUACAACCUCCUCUGCCAGGCCAGGGUCAGUGGUUGCCGCCAGGAGUUUCAAAGCCUGUACUGCCACCUAAUGCCUUGGCCCAGCCACUGCUGCCACCCACAUCGAAGCACAUGGCACCACCAAUGUCGAUGCCACCGAAUCAAUUACAGUCGCAUCAACCACAACCUCAGUUGCCUCCACACACAACACAACAGCAACAACAGCAAACAAUGCAGCAGCCUCAACAACAAAUCUAUUCAAAACCAUUUCCGCUGGCACAACCCCCAUAUCAAUCACCUCCGACACAGUCAAUGCAGCCACCGCCACCACCACAAAGUGGUGCAUUUGGUACGCAGCCCAACACUGUGCCCUUGCAAUAUCAGUCACAACAACCACAGGCUUAUGGUGCGGCAGCACCCUCUCAGUUUGGUGCGCCCCUAAGUGUCACCCAGCAGGGCUUCAGUCGCCUCUGGGGACAGGACACCAUUGAUUUGAUGCAAAACAGGCACAUUUUAUCACCAGCAACAUUGCCGCCACCAAAAGUGGUGCUCCACAAUCAGUUCCAUGAAUCCAUCAACUGCAGUCCGAGCAUAAUACGCUGCACCCUAGCCAAAAUUCCUGAGAGUAAUGCGCUGCUGCAAAAGUCUCGAUUGCCUCUUGGCAUUGUGAUUCAUCCUUUUCGUGAUGUAAAUAGUCUGCCUGUUAUACAGUGCAUCAAUAUCGUUCGGUGCCGACUUUGCCGUACAUACAUCAAUCCGUUUGUGUAUUUUGUGGAUAGCAAAAUGUGGAAAUGCAAUUUAUGUUAUCGUGUCAACGAGCUGCCCGAGGACUUUCAAUUUGAUCCAGCCACAAAAACUUAUGGGGAUGUUACCCGAAGGCCGGAAGUGCGCUCAAGCACAAUCGAGUUUAUAGCGCCCUCCGAAUAUAUGCUUCGUCCACCACAGCCGGCCAUGUAUCUGUUUCUAUUCGAUGUGUCAAUUAUAGCGCAACAGAGCGGCUAUUUGGAAGCUGCCUGCUCUGUACUAAACAGACAUCUAGAUGAUAUGCCCGGCGAUGCGCGUACCCAAGUUGGUUUCAUUUGCUACGACAGCUAUGUGCAUUUCUAUAGUAUGGGUGAGGGCUUUAAUCAGCCGCAUGAGAUGACGCUCCUAGACAUUGAGGAUGCCUUCCUGCCGCGUCCAGACAGUUUAUUGGUGAAUCUUAAAGAAUGCAAGGAAUUAGUCAAGGAUUUGCUAAAACAACUUCCGAAACGUUUUGCGAACACUCAUGAUCCUGGAUCGGCCUUAGGCGCAGCACUGCAAGUGGCAUUUAAAUUGAUGCAAGCAUCGGGUGGACGCAUUACAGUCUUUCAAUCGUGCCUCCCUAACAAAGGACCCGGUGCAUUGGAACCACGAGAGGAUCCCAAUAAUCGUUCGGCCAAAGACGUGGCACAUUUAAAUCCGGCAACAGAUUUCUAUAAGCGUUAUGCUCUAGAGUGUUCAGGCUUUCAGAUUGCUGUGGACUUGUUUCUGAUGAAUCAGCAAUAUAGCGAUAUGGCCACCAUAUCUGGCAUCAGUAAACACAGUGGCGGUUGCAUUCACCACUUCCCCUUGUACCAAAAAACAAAGCAGCAUCAUGUAGAUUCGUUCAGACAGUCCUUUAAGCGUUAUCUGACACGCAAGAUCGGAUUUGAGGCAGUCAUGCGUAUACGCUGCACACGCGGACUCCAAGUGCACACAUUCCAUGGCAACUUCUUUGUGCGAUCGACGGACCUAUUGUCACUGCCCAAUGUCAACCCAGAUGCGGGCUAUGGCAUGCAGAUUUCGUACGAAGAGAGCUUGACCGAUGUGAAGACCAUUUGCUUCCAGGCCGCUUUGCUCUACACGAACAGCGAGGGCGAACGUCGCAUUCGCGUCCACACUGUCUGUCUGCCUGUCACCGCCUCGCUGCCGGAGGUAAUGCAUGCCGCCGACACGGAGGCCAUUGUGGGCCUGCUUUCGAAAAUGGCCGUUGACCGUUCGAUAGCAUCCAAUUUGUCGGACGCACGCGAUGCCUUCAUAAAUGCAACCAUCGAUAUAUUUAACGCAUUUAAGAUUGCACAAAAUCUGCCUUCUGGUCAGUCAGGUCAACUGAUAGCACCACGAAGCUUGGCACUGCUGCCACUUUAUAUUCUAGCGCUACUCAAGCACCCUGCGUUCCGCGUGGGCACCAGCACGCGUCUUGAUGAUCGCGUUUAUGCCAUGGAUUGCAUGAAGACUUUGCCGCUCGAUCAGCUUAUGAAGUUUAUAUAUCCUGAACUUUACAAAGUCGAUGGAUUGCUCUACCAUGCACGCAACUCAAAUGUGAGUACGACGCAGGAUGAUGACGACGAUGAGGAUAAUCCGUUGCCAGAGGUACCGCGAUUGCAACUAUCGGCAGAACACCUCGACUCGCGCUCUAUAUUCUUGAUGGACUGUGGCACACUUAUAAUGCUAUAUGUUGGCUUAAAUGUACCCACAGAAAUCUUGGAUAAUGUCUUAGGUGUAAGUUCAACAGCUGAACUUGCCGAUUAUGUGUAUGGGUUACCAAAUGUUGUGAGCCCAGAAAACGAUAUACUAAAACGUUUCAUCUUGCGCCUGAAUUAUGAUAAACCAUAUGCGCCACUUGUCCAAAUAAUUAGAGAUACGAGCACGGCUAAGGCGCAGUUCAUUGAGAGGUUAACGGACGAUCGCAGUGAAUCUAGUUUGUCAUAUUAUGAAUUUUUGCAACACAUCCGGGCUCAGGUCAAAUAGUAUAGUACAAGCUGAAGCUGUAAGCUGGGUUUUGAAAAACAGGAAAUUUGGUGACUACAAACAACUGCAUGCAAAGAUUGAUAAUUGGAGAGGCAGCAACAAUAUAAAACUAAGUAAAUAAUAAUGUUUAGGACUAAAUGUGUGUAGGGAGGGCAAGAGAAAAGUUACAUUUAAGAGAUUGCUGCAACAAAAAAAAAAAAAAAAAAAAUUAAAAGAAAAAACGCCUUGAGCUUGAUCAGGAUGCGUAUUUUUUUUUAAUUGUAAUGUAAAAGUGCAUGUAUUUAUUUAUUUGUUGAUUAAUUGCACUAAAAAUAAAUUUAAAUAAGCCACAAGGAUCACAAGUUGUCACAAUCCAAGCUUGAUCGCCAGCUAUCCAAAAGGAUAUAGUCAUCGGCCCUUAGCUUGCGAAAUUCAGUCAGUGGACUUGUUGGUUUCUAAUUUGCAAAUGCAAUGUUAUUUAUUAGAGUUAUUAGAGUAUGAAAUACACAACCACUGUAAAUGUUUAUAGACACUUCUGUUUUAAAGGAAUAAACAUUAUUUUAUGCAA
Molecule: messenger RNA, 4792 nt
Organism: Scaptodrosophila lebanonensis
Lineage: Eukaryota; Metazoa; Arthropoda; Insecta; Diptera; Drosophilidae
Gene: Sec24AB
Product: protein transport protein Sec24A
Exons: 11
Coding region: 388-4245 (1285 amino acids)
Biological process (GO): endoplasmic reticulum to Golgi vesicle-mediated transport; COPII-coated vesicle cargo loading; intracellular protein transport
Cellular component (GO): COPII vesicle coat; endoplasmic reticulum exit site
Molecular function (GO): SNARE binding; zinc ion binding
Source: RefSeq, a predicted model, not a curated record